AUGGCUGCCUCUGGCGAGAUUCCCCAGGCCUGGGUUGACAAGGUCAAGGAGCUGCUCGGCGGCGAAAUCUUCACCAAGGAGCAGCCCGGCAAGUGGGAGGGCAAGGCCGGUGGCCAUGUUCCCGUGGUCUCCAAGAACGACGAUGGCACCGUCACCGUCAAGGUGCCCCAUGUCAUGAAGAAGGGCGAGAAGGACGAGGAUGACCACUGGAUCGAGUACGUCUUUGUCCAGGACGCCGAGGGCAACAUCGUGGCCAUGAACAAGUUCACUCCCACCGACGCCGCCGCUGCCAUCAGCUUCCAGCCCGAGGCUGGCAAGACCCUCACCCCUUUUGGCUACUGCAACCUCCAUGGCAUGUGGAAGGGCGAGCAGUUCUGACUCCGUUCCCAGGCUAAACUCUAGUUCGUCCCCGCUGCCAUUGACAUGUGAAUUCAACUUUUUUUUUUGUUCC
Messenger RNA from Monosiga brevicollis MX1, 451 nucleotides. RefSeq lists its product as uncharacterized. Gene Ontology annotation, molecular function: iron ion binding; oxidoreductase activity. The transcript has 2 exons. NCBI's taxonomy places the organism in Eukaryota, Choanoflagellata, Craspedida, Salpingoecidae. The coding region runs from base 1 to 378 and encodes 125 amino acids. The record is from RefSeq and is a predicted model, not a curated record.